UCUCUCUCUCACCAAGAAAGAGACGUAAAAAGGUAGAAGUAUAGUUUUUAUUUUGAGGGAGGGGGACUCAUAUUAGCCCUGCCUUCUGCACGUGCUCAGCUCUGCACAACUGUGUUCCUUGAUGGAGAGGAUGCAGGGAAAGGGAGAGGGGGACCACCUGGAGCAACCAAGCCCGCUGACUGACAAGGAGAGGGUGAUGAUCCAGGACUCCUGGGCAAAAGUCUACCAGAAGUGUGAUGAUGCUGGGGUGGCCAUACUAGUCAGGCUGUUUGUGAACUUCCCCUCAUCCAAGCAGUACUUCAGCCAGUUCAAGCACAUUGAACAGCCGGAGGAGCUGGAGCGGAGUGCCCAGCUUAGGAAGCAUGCACACAGAGUCAUGAAUGCCAUCAACACGCUGGUUGAGAGCCUUGACAACUCAGAGAAGGUGGCUUCAGUGUUGAAGCUGGUCGGCAAGGCCCACGCACUCAAACAUAAGGUGGAGCCUGUGUACUUCAAGAUCCUGAGUGGUGUAAUAUUGGAAGUCCUGGGAGAAGAGUUUCCAGAGGUCGUGACACCAGAGGUGGCUGCAGCAUGGACCAAACUCUUGGCUACCAUCUACUGUAGUAUCACAGCCAUCUAUGAGGAGGUGGGCUGGACAAAGCUCUCAACCUCAACUGGAUGAAGCUUUUAGUCUGUGUUUACUGGACAAUGCAUACCCAGUGAAUUCUAAUUGUUGGUCCACAGCCUCAUAAGAAAAUGAUCAAUUGGCCUUUGAAGGGAAGCAAUGUAUCUUUACAGAAAUCACACAAUCACAGAAAUAAUAUGGGGAAAACAUUUUAAUGUAAUCUACUGUAAGAUAAUUGUUGGGCUAUGGAACAUACACUAUAAGAACAGGUAGGCUACUCUGCUCUUUCCGUGGCUAGCUGUGUGUGUAAGUGUGCUCAUGGAUUGGAGGACAAAACAGAAAGUAAAAAACUGUAAGCUCUCCACUAUGUUGUUGUACUAUUAUAAAGGACCAAAUCAA
This is a messenger RNA of Scomber scombrus (Atlantic mackerel), 1003 nucleotides long. Its product is annotated as cytoglobin-1-like. The coding region runs from base 122 to 661 and encodes 179 amino acids. Gene Ontology annotation, molecular function: heme binding; oxygen binding; iron ion binding. Lineage: Eukaryota; Metazoa; Chordata; Actinopteri; Scombriformes; Scombridae. Gene Ontology annotation, biological process: oxygen transport. The transcript has 3 exons. The record is from RefSeq and is a predicted model, not a curated record.